Saprolegnia parasitica CBS 223.65 is the source of this 3181-nucleotide messenger RNA. RefSeq lists its product as hypothetical. The record is from RefSeq and is a predicted model, not a curated record. The transcript is spliced from 14 exons. Gene Ontology annotation, biological process: signal transduction. The coding region runs from base 7 to 3090 and encodes 1027 amino acids. Gene Ontology annotation, molecular function: protein binding; 3',5'-cyclic-nucleotide phosphodiesterase activity. Lineage: Eukaryota; Oomycota; Saprolegniomycetes; Saprolegniales; Saprolegniaceae.
GCACGUAUGGGCGACGCGGAGGCCUCGUCCGGCACGGUUGUCGUGCCCAAGCACAUUCUGCAGAACGUGGUCGAUGGCACCAAGACGCUACUGAGCGAGAAGCGCGUCUUGCAUCAAAAGCUCGAUGAAAUGAACCACCGUGUCUUUACGCUGGAGCGGCAGCUCGCGGACCAGCAGCUCAAGGUUGAGAGCAUGCAGCAGCAGCAGUCCAAGAGCCCGAACGCGACCGGGGUCAACGCCAACCGGUUCAAGCACCUUACGCUGCAAGUCAUCAAGGACAAGCAGCGCAACGAGAAAAUCCUAGCUGCGAAAGAGGUGGAUUCGCGGCCACCAACUACGACCAAGAAAGACGAAGAGAUCCACAAGCUCAAGAUGAAAACGUCCGAGCUGGAAGCCUUGCUGCAAGCGACGCGUGCGAUCACGCACCAGACGGCGCACCGAGAUGUGGUGCUCUCCACGCUCAACGCAGCGCGCAACCUUGUGACUGCACGUCGCUACUCGCUCGCGCUCGUCAACGAAACGAGCACACACAUGACCGUCUACUCGAUGAAUGUGGUCCCUACCGACGAGCUGAGCUUUGAACUCACAAAGAAACCACCCCUUCUCGAAGACGAAGGGUCCAUGCUGAUUGACGACUCGACGACGUUUGGACACGUCCUUUUGACCGAUACGCUGUUGGAUUCGCUGCAAGUCACCGUGUCUGGCCAGUUUGAGGCGCAAAUGGAAGAACUCGACUUUUCGCCGCACUCGCUCUUGUGCAUUCCGAUCCACAACGCCCAUAGCACCGUGCUGGGCGCUCUCCAGGUCAUUACGCAGCGCCAACACGCCGACGAGUACCGUCAAAAUCAGGUGUUUACGUCCCUCGACAAGGAGCGUCUCGAACACCUCUGCGUCAUGUCGGGCUCGGCUGUCUGGAACCUCAAGCUAUCGAGAGAGCGCCAGACCGCCCAAUCGCGCAUUGAGAUUUUACUCAAACUCAAUCGAAGCAUCUCGGUGGAGGGCGACCCAGCGCGCGUACUGGAGAAAAUCAUGGACGUGUCGUACGAGCUCUUGCAUGUCGAGCGCAUUUGCCUCUUCUUGCGCAUCCAUGGCGAGAACGACUUGUACAUUCUUCAUGCGAGCGACGAAGCCAAGGGCCAGUACGUCUCAAUGGACUGUGGCAUUGCCGGUCUCGUCGCGCGCACCGGCCAAGUGGUAACGACCAACGAUGCACAAAAGCAUCCGUGCUUUGACAAGGACAUGGACGUCAAGACGGGCUUUGUCACGAAGAAGCUCUUGUGCGUCCCGGUCAAAGACCCGGACGGCAACAUCCUCGCCGUGGUCGAGGCCAUCAACAAGCAAGACGGCACCGACUUUACGAUUGAAGACACGCUCUUUCUGAGCUACAUUGCCGAGGCGGCCGGCAUUUCGCUGCACAAAUCGUACCUCCACAACGAAGUCAUGAUUUCCAAAAAACUGGCCGAAAUUCGAUUGACGCUCUCCGAGUUCAUCACGCUUGAGACCGACAUUCACCGGUUGACGGACCUCAUCAUGGCGCAAGGCAAGACCAUCAUGGAGUGCGACCGGUUUGGCUUUUUGCUCGUGGACCAUCUCAAGAACGAGCUCUGGAUCACUUCGACGAACCAAACCAAUGGCGAAGAAAUCACUGUGCGCCAGCCCAUUUACAAGGGCAUUUCGGGGCUUGUGGCAACGACCGGGGACACCGUGUGUACGCGCGACGCAUACACGCACAACCUCUUUGAUCCGACGCACGAUUCGAUGACGGGGUACCGCACCAAGAGCGUGCUGUGCAUGCCCGUUUUUGAGGAAAAUGCCCCGACCAACCCAAAAGUGGUUGCGGUGGCCAUGUGCAUCAACAAGCUCCAGGGAUCCCACGUGAUUGCGUUUACAAGCGAGGACCGCAAUACGAUGGGGCGCUUCUGCAAAGAAAUUCAGUACGCGCUCGGCAAGCUGUCGCUGGAAGUGUGCUACUACAAGGUUGUCAGCGACAAGCACUCGAGUGGAAGCGACGAGGUGACCGAAGCCGGCAUCAUUUCGAGUCUGCUUCAGAAAUACAGCCGUCGCACGUCGGGUGCCAAUACGACCAAGUACGACGCCGGCGCCACCGAGUCGCAGCAGUCGGAUGCGUUCGGACGUGAUGUCCACGUGCCGUCGCGACCGGAGCUCGACGCGUGGGACCUCGACAUUCUCUCGUUCAGCUUCAGCGAGGUCUUGGUCUCGGCCCAAGCGCUCCUCCGUGCGUAUGGAUUUGUGGACCAGUAUGGCAUUGAGCCCGAGAAGCUCCAAGCCUUUGUCGCAAGCGUCGCGCAGCACUAUCGCGCAAAUCCAUACCACAACUUUUACCAUGGCUUCCAGGUCAUGCACGCAGCGCACAUGCAAAUUAAGCUCUUUGCCCGCAAGCUCUUGCCGAGCCUCGAUAUCUUCUCGGUGCUCCUUGCCGCGCUUUGUCACGACGUGGACCACCCGGGCAACAACAACGACUUUGAAGUCAAGUGUGUGAGCUCCAUUGCGCUCACGCACAACGACGACGCGGUGCUCGAGCGCCACCACUGCCGCGUCACAUUUAUCAUCUUGAGCACGCCGUCCACCAACAUUUUGGACAAGUUGUCCUCGGACGCGUUCCGCCAAGUGCGCCGCAACAUCAUUCGCUGCAUCAUGGCGACCGAUAUGACGAAUCACUUUGCCCAAGUCAAGGUUAUGGAGAACAUGCCACGUAGCCAGUGGACCGACCACUCGAACCGAACGUUUUUAAUGGAGUCGAUUGUACACAGCUGCGACCUCAGUGCCCAAGCCCUUCCGUUCAAGCUCGCCAUCAAGUGGGGCGAGCGCGCUUUGGAUGAGUUUCAAAACCAGGCGAAAGAAGAGGCCAGCUUGCAGCUCCCGAUCGCUCCAUUUAUGGAAAACCUCGAGGCCAAGGCAACGCGCUACAACGUUCAAGUCAACUUUGUUGGCUACGUGCUGCAGCCCAUGUGGCAAGCGCUUGCGUCGCUCGCGCCUUCUCUGCAGCUCUAUGCAGAUAGGCUGACAGCGAAUCUAGAGCAGUACCGCGCCGAGCUUGCCGAGCUCACACACCAGUCAGCCAACUCUUAACGUCCAUUUUAAAGAGACUAUCAACGCUGCGUAUGGUCGCUACAGACAGAGUAGCGUCGUCUAGUAAUAGCAAAACAACUAGUCUGCUGAA